Molecule: messenger RNA, 3390 nt
Organism: Linum trigynum
Lineage: Eukaryota; Viridiplantae; Streptophyta; Magnoliopsida; Malpighiales; Linaceae
Source: the annotation of a GenBank genome assembly
AUGAGGAGGAUCUCAGUCUGCUGCUUCACCGGUCAAGCGGCUAAUACUAAUCGCCGGAAGAAGAAGCAAAUUCAGGAAUCUAAACCAUCAACGGAAAACAGAAUGGAGCAACCCCAGAUGACGAACAAUGGCAAUGGCGCUGGUAAUUCGGAGACUGUGGGUGAUAGUAUGGGUAAUUCAAACAGCAGCAACAGCAAAACAAACAUCAUCGUAAACCAUGACUUCUCUCAAGGGCUUCAAUCCUGGCACCCAAAUUCUUGUGAAGGAUUUGUGGUUUCAUCCGACUCGGACAACCCAGGGCUUCUUGCAAGACUAGUUGGCGGUUAUGCAGUUGUUUCAAACCGGAAAGAAAGCUGGCAGGGUCUUGAGCAGGAUAUCACUGCUAGGGUUUCUCCCUGUGUAACUUACUCAGUAUCUGCUAUUGUUGGUGUAUCGGGUCACAUUCAGGGAUCAGCAGAGGUUAUUGCAACUAUGAAGCUCGAACAACAAGGCUCAGGAACCCAAUACUUGCGUGUUGGAAAAUCUACCGUAUCGAAGGGUCAGCUUGAAAAGUUGGAAGGCGACUUCUGUUUGUCAACUAUGCCUGACCGGGUGGUCUUCUAUAUCGAAGGACCUUCUGCAGGAGCUGACAUACUUAUAGCAUCAGUGAUCAUUUGCUGUUCUAAGCAAGGAAAUGACAAUGAUGUAAGCAGCAGCAGCUCAACUAAUGUGAUACUAAACCAUGACUUUUCUCAAGGGCUGCAGUCAUGGCACACAAAUCAAUGUGAUGGCCAUGUGGUUUCCUUAGACUUGGGUCACCCAAGACAUCUAGCCAAUGAAGUCGGUUCUUAUGCAGUUGUAUCAAAUAGAACAGAAAGAUGGCAGGGCCUUGAACAAGAUAUCACGAGCAAGGUUUCCCCUGGCAUAACAUACUCAGUUUCCGCCCUUGUUGGAAUCUCUGGGCCUACUGAAGGGUCAUCUGAGGAGGCCCUAGCAACUUUGAAACUCGAACACACCGGUUCAGGAGCAAACUAUAUGCUUGUUGGAAAAACUUCUACGUCCAAGGGGAAAUGGAACAAGUUGGAAGGAACAUUCUCACUUUCGACUAUCCCUGACCGUGUAUUCUUGUACUUAGAAGGACCUUCUCCCGGAGUGAACCUCCUGAUAAAAUCGGUCGUCAUCUGCAAUCCUGAUUGCAGCAAGCCCAAGGACUCAUUUUGUGGGAGCGCUGCAAAGGACGAUGAGAACCUCAUUGUGAAUCCUAACUUUGAGGAUGGUUCCAAUAACUGGUCUGGAAGAGGGUGCAAGAUCGCUGUACAGAAUUCUGCAGCAGAUGGGAAGAUUGUGCCUCAGAGCGGUAAAGUGUUUGCAGUAGCAACAGGACGAACGCAGAACUGGCAUGGAAUUCAGCAGGAGAUAACUGGGAGAGUUCAAAGGAAGCUUGCUUAUGAGGUGACUGCUGUAGUUCGGAUUUAUGGUAACAACGUCACAAGUGCUGAUGUCCGAGCUACAUUGUGGGUCAAAAAUCCUGAUAAUAGGGAACAAUAUAUUGGGAUUGCCAAUUUGCAGGCAAAAGACUCGAAAUGGGUGCAGCUGCAGGGCAAGUUCCUUCUGAAUGGCUCUCCUAACAAGAUAGUUGUUUAUCUAGAAGGUCCACCUCCAGGGACUGAUCUUCUCGUAAACAGCUUCACACUUAAACAUGCCACGAAAGUCCCUCCAUCGCCACUUCCCAUAAUCGAGAACCCUGCAUUUGGUGUCAACAUACUUCAGAACAGCAAUCUGAGCGAUGCAACCAAUGGGUGGUUCCCACUGGGCAAUUGCUCUCUCAAUGUUGCAACUGGUUCACCACAUGUGCUUCCUCCUAUGGCGAGAGAAUCUCUAGGAGUCCAUGAACCUCUGAGCGGACGCUGCAUAGCCGUCACCAAGAGAACACAGACGUGGAUGGGACCUGCACAGAUGAUCACUGAUAAAGUCAAACUGUUCUUGACGUAUCAGAUAUCCGCUUGGGUGAAGAUUGUCCCUGGAGCGGCUAGUGGUCCUCAGAAUGUGAAUGUAGCACUUGGUGUGGAUAAUAAUUGGGUCAAUGGUGGCCAAGUCGAGAUCAACGACGAUAGGUGGCACGAAAUCGGUGGCUCCUUCAGGAUCGAGAAGCAACCUUCCAAGGUCAUGGUCUACAUCCAAGGUCCUGCUGGUGGUGUCGAUUUCAUGGUCGCUGGACUUCAGAUUUUUGCUGUUGAUCGUGUGGCCAGAUUCAAGCACCUCAGAAGACAUGCUGACAAGAUUCGGAAGCGUGACGUGAUCCUGAAAUUCACAGGAGGAGACUCAAGCAGCCUGCACGGCACAUUCGUCAAAGUCCGACAAACACAGAACAGCUUCCCCUUGGGAACCUGCAUAAGCCGGACCAACAUCGACAACGAAGAUUUCGUCGACUUCUUCGUCAAGAACUUCAACUGGGCCGUGUUCGGCAACGAGCUGAAGUGGUACUGGACGGAGUCCCAACAGGGGAACCUCAACUACAAGGAUGCUGACGACCUGGUGGAACUCUGCCGAGCCCACAACAUAGACAUGCGAGGCCACUGCAUCUUCUGGGACGUCGACGGCACGGUCCAGCCGUGGAUCAAGUCCCUAAACAAAGACGACCUCAUGAAAGCAGUCCAAAACCGCAUCACCGAUCUCCUCACCCGAUACAAGGGUAAGUUCAAGCACUACGACGUGAACAACGAAAUGCUGCACGGUUCGUUCUAUCAGGACCGGCUGGGGAAAGACAUCCGGCCCUACAUGUUCAAGACCGCGAAUCAGCUCGACCCAUUUGCAGCCCUGUUCGUCAACGACUACCACGUGGAGGACGGGUGCGACACCAGGUCGACUCCUGAGAGGUACAUUGAGCAAGUUCUUGACUUGCAGGAGCGAGGUGCAGCAGUGGGAGGGAUUGGGAUUCAGGGCCAUAUUGACAGUCCGGUUGGGCCUGUGGUCUGUUCGGCGCUGGAUGGGCUGGGAAUAUUGGGCCUGCCGAUCUGGUUCACGGAGCUGGACGUGUCGUCGACCAACGAGUACAUACGGGCCGAGGAUCUGGAGGUGAUGCUGAGAGAGGCGUUUGCGCAUCCGUCGGUGGAAGGCGUGAUGCUUUGGGGGUUCUGGGAGCUGUUCAUGAGCAGGGAGAAUUCGCAUCUGGUGGAAGCGGAAGGGGAGGUGAAUGAAGCUGGGAGGAGGUUGCUGGCUUUGAAGAAAGAGUGGCUGUCUCAUGCUAGUGGGGAGAUUGACGAGAGUGGUGAGUUUGGGUUCAGAGGGUUUCAUGGGAGCUACCGUGUGGAGAUUGUUGGGCUGUCGAAGAAGGUGACCAAAACGUUUGUGGUUGAGAAGGGUGAUGGUGAUACUCCGUUGGUUCUGAACAUUGAUCUGUCUAGUUCUUGA